Frankliniella occidentalis (western flower thrips) is the source of this 7989-nucleotide messenger RNA. RefSeq names its product bromodomain-containing protein 2. Gene Ontology annotation, cellular component: chromatin; nucleus. Bases 967 to 5895 code for a protein of 1642 amino acids. NCBI's taxonomy places the organism in Eukaryota, Metazoa, Arthropoda, Insecta, Thysanoptera, Thripidae. The record is from RefSeq and is a predicted model, not a curated record. The transcript is spliced from 23 exons. Gene Ontology annotation, biological process: regulation of DNA-templated transcription; chromatin remodeling.
GCUCAGAAAUAGCGAAGAACUUGCACAAUAUUGCCCAAAACAUUAUCAGGGAGGGGUCACGUGACCCGCCUCGACCAAUCAGAAGCCCAGAAAUUUCAAAGGAUUUUUCGCUUCCAACCACCUCAAACAGGCCGUUGGAGUAGCUGCGUAGCCAUUGCUGAUUGUGCGAGAGAAAGAUCGUUGUUUUUUAAAUCCGAAAUCAUCAUGUGUAAAUAUAACCAUCCGUCAUUUCGGAAGCAUUAGCUGAAUGCAGCAAACUUCAGAUCAGGGUACUGAAAUACUAUUUUCCCUGAAAGUAAAGGAUGUAUGAUGUUAUGUGAAUUCUCCCCCCCGAGGACGACUCCCUAGUCAGAAGACGGCGACUGAAGCAGGGGAAAGCUUUACUUAGUGAAUUCUGGUUCAAAUCUUUUGAAGCCACGCCCACGAUCAAUGCUAAUCGUGGUAUGUGUUGUGUAGUGUAAUUUAGUGAUGAAAUUCACCCCCAGACCUAUAGUUCUGACGAAAACUCAAAGUGGAAAGGUUCAGUGCCCAAGAUUCUGAGUUCUGUUCCUAAGCCUGCCCGCCAUGUUGAAGACCGUAGAAGCUCAGUGGUAAAAUUUGUCAAUUUUACGUAGAAGAAGCUCUCAAAUCGCAUUUCGUUAUGCGAAAAUUGUGAGAAGUUUGGUUCGUGUGUCUUUUGAACUAUAAAUUGUUGUGUAUUUUGAUCUUGACGUUUGACCAUCGUCAAACUCCGAGCUCAACGGGCUUUGAGCCUGGCUAGCUGGCUGGCUUUCUACUCGUCGAGUCUGUUUUUGGGCGUCGGGUGCAGGCAGGACUUGGUUGAAUAUACCCAGUUUAAUUUCACUGAGACUCGUCACCACACAGGAUGUAUGCCAGUGGUGUUGAGUACAUUUUGUGUGAACUGGAACCGUGAGGUCUUCGCUGCAUAUUUUUCUUCUCACCCCAAGUUCUUAACAAGGCCUAACAAUGCAGGAGGUGGAUGGAAUGCCUCAAAACAACGCUUCUGUCACUAAAGACAGGGAGAUACGAAUCUGCACAAUGGGCAAGGAUUCGGGUCCAAGGCCAGAGGUUAGGGAACCUCCACCACGUGAGGAGCCUGAUAUUGAACCUACCAACGGAGUUGUCCAACCUCCAGUUAUUCCACCACCUCAUCGCCCCGGCCGAGUCACUAACCAACUUCAGUUCUUACAGAAGAUUGUUCUCAAAGCUCUGUUAAAACAUCAAUUUGCAUGGCCUUUCCAUCAGCCAGUUGAUGCUAAAAAACUAAAUUUACCUGAUUAUCACAAAAUAAUCAAAAGACCUAUGGACCUGGGCACUGUAAAGAAACGGCUGGAAAAUAACUAUUAUUGGAGAGGAAAAGAAUGCAUUGAGGACUUCACCACAAUGUUUUCCAACUGCUAUAUAUACAACAAACCUGGGGAGGAUGUUGUAGUCAUGGCUCAGACCUUAGAGAAACUGUUUCUCACUAAAAUGUCAGCCAUGCCUAAGGAUGAAGUUGAAUUGGAAAUCCCUACACCGAAGUCAGCAAAAGGAAAGAAAACUUCUGCCCCUCGACCUCCUGGAGCUGUUAUGACACCGUCUGCACCUGCAGCUGCUACUCCCCCUCCAGCAGCAGCAAUUGCAGCUGCAGCCGUUGUCCCACCCAACAUGGCAACACCCAAGCGACCAACCCCAGCUCCCGUCACAAGUUCUGUACCUGCUGUUCUACCAGUCCCAAAUUCCAUGCAUAAAAACACUGUUCCUGGUCCUCCAAUCACAAGCACUGCUCCACCAAGGCCUCCUAUUGCUACUGGUGCUCCAUCCACCAUUCCAGGAAGCACUGCUACAACCACAGUACCUACAGCUCUUCCUUCUGGCACGCACAAUUCUCUACCUAAGCAAGUUGCCCCACCUCCAACUGGUGCCUACCAUCCUCAACCUCCUGUGGGCAAUCAAACAAUGGCUGUUGUAAGCCCUCAGGUUUUACCUGGGAAGGGUGUGGCGGCACCACAGGUUAUACCCCCUGCACAACCUGCCAAAGUCAAAAAGGGAGUUAAAAGAAAGGCUGAUACCACCACCCCAACUACAACAGGAUUGGAUCCUAUGUUUACACCAAUUGAUGCUAAAACUGCUAAAAUUAACUCAAGAAGAGAGUCAGGAAGGCAAAUUAAGAAGCCUCAAAGAACAUCAGAAGAUGGACUUCCAUUCCCUCAAGCAUCUUUAACACCUAUGCCACAUGUUCCUGGCCAAGCACCUAUGGGCAGCAAAUUAAAAGAGAAAAUGUCAGAGGGACUUAGGCAGUGCAACGACAUUCUCAAGGAACUUUUCGCUAAAAAACAUUCUGGAUAUGCAUGGCCAUUCUACCAACCUGUUAAUGCUGAAUUGUUGGGCCUACAUGAUUACCAUGAUAUUAUCAAGAAACCUAUGGACCUUGGCACUGUUAAGCAUAAAAUGGACACGCGUGAAUACCGGACACCAACUGAAUUUGCCACAGAUGUGAGAUUAAUCUUUAAUAAUUGUUAUAAGUACAACCCUCCUGAUCAUGAUGUUGUGGCAAUGGCUAAGAAACUUCAAGAUGUUUUUGAAUCAAGAUAUGCUAGAAUACCAGCUGAAGCUCGUGGUGCCAUUACGCCAUCAAUGGACAAAUCAUCAUCUAGUGAAUCAGAAAGUGGAUCUGAAUCUUCAAGUGGAGAAGACUCAGAUUCUGCUUCUGAGCGGGCUAGAAAAGUUUUGCUGCUGCAGGAACAGCUUCUUGCCAUGCAGGAACAAAUGAGGAAACUUGUUGAAGAAACUGUUCCCAAGAAGGUCAAAACUAAGAAGCAGCCCAAAGAAAAGAAGAAAGAUAGGAAAAUGCACAUUCUUGGUGAUGUUAAAGCAAUGGCUAUGGCGAGUUACGCCAAUGACACAAUGGCAGCUAGCAUUGCCAAUGUAGCAAUGGGAGUAGAUGUGAAAACGCCCAUGGAUAUAAAACCUGUUAUGAAUAGAUUACCUGGUGGCCCCCCAGUUGUACCUGCACCUAAACCUCCUAAAGCUAAAAGUGCCAGAGGAACUCCUAAAGUUGCUGGGGCUAAUGCUCAAGGUGCUAAGAGACCCAAGCAAAAUGCGCGUUCUGCCAAUUCCAAGAAGAAAGUGGGUGCUGUACUCCCUGCAGCAUUUGAUUCAGAAGAUGAGGACAAUGCCAAGCCUAUGUCAUAUGAUGAAAAACGGCAGCUAAGUCUGGACAUUAACAAACUUCCAGGUGAUAAACUGGGCCGAGUGGUACACAUAAUUCAAUCUCGGGAACCUUCUCUACGGGACUCCAACCCGGAUGAAAUAGAAAUAGACUUUGAGACUCUGAAGCCAUCAACUCUCCGAGAACUCGAAAACUACGUUGCCUCAUGCCUCAGGAAAAAGCCACGUAAGGCAUACUAUAAAAAGGUUUCUGGAAAAUCAAAAGAUGAGCAGAUGGCAGAGAAGAAGCAGGAGUUAGAGAAGCGUUUACAAGAUGUGUCAGGGGCGUUAGGUCAUCAAAAAAAAGCAAUGAAGAAAGAAGACAGUAAAUCAGGAGAUGUGGCAGGUCCAUCGCAAGCUUCAACGAGUUCGAGCAGCUCUGAUUCGGAUAGCUCAAGCUCCAGCCUCUCGAGCAGUUCCUCUGAUUCGAGCGACUCGGAAGCAGGAGAAAGAAAACGGAAAAAGAAGAAAAGCCGUUCUGGAGGAAAUGAUGAGCCGAACACUGCUUCUAUCCCUCCAUCAUCUGGUCCAGUCCCCACCUUAACAAUGACUACAUCUGGAACAAUUGUCAACAAAACCCAGCCUACUGUCUCCACACCUUCAGCUGUUCCUCCCUCCCCUGCAACUCCCUCUAACGUGGCCUCUGCAGCUACAAAUAUGGUGCCAUCUCAACCCCCUGCCUCCACACCCCAGCAACAACAACAAAUGGUGCAAAACCAGCCUGUACAGCAGCUCAUGCAACCUCAGCAACCCCAGCAACCUCAACACAAUAUGCUCAAUUCAUCUCAAGCCCCUCAACAACCUCAUGGAAUGAAUAAAGGCCUGCCAGCAAGCCACGCAGCAAGCCACGGGCUCAGUCAGCCUCCUCAAGCUGCUAGGCCCGGCCGGCACCCCGGCGCGGCUGUACCCCCUCCGGCCUCCGUGCCUCAGGCGCCGCCUGUGCCCGCGGCGGCCCCCCAGGCGCCCGCUCAGGCGCCCCCUCAGGCCAGGCGCUCUUCUCAGCGCCCCUCCGCAGGCGCAAGUGGCGUCCCGGCCGCUGGGCCCGCCGGGCCGGCGCCCAGCCUAGGUCCUGCCCCUCAGGGCGCACAGGCUCACCCCGCCAACAUCUUUCAUCCCACCGUAGAUGCUGGAGCCUUGCUGGGGCUGAGCAACGAGCCCUUAAAGAGCGAUCCUGAGGGACCGCACGCGACAGCAGCGGCGCUGUCGCAGCCUCACCUGGGGCACCCCAACCAGCACCUCCCCCACCACCAUCCCCUCGGACACCUACCCCCCAUGGCUCCCCUGGGACCAAUGGGCCCCAGCCCCAUGGGUCACAUGGGCCCAAGUCCCAUGUCGACGGGCACACCCACCAUGAUGGGCCCCGGCCUGACGACCAGCCUGGCCACCAGCAUGGCGAGCAUGGCGGGCCUGGCGAGCAGCAUGCCCGGCCCCACCCCGACGCCACCCCCAACCCCCGCGCUCCAGGCGGGACCGGCCCUUGGAGUACCCCUUGGCCAGGGCUCUCACCAGGGUUCCCACCAGGGCUCCCACCAGGGCUCCCACCAGGGCUCUCACCAGGGCUCCCACCAGUCCUCCCACCAGGGCUCCCACCAGGGCUCCCACCAGGGCUCUCACCAGGGCUCUCACCAGGUAUCCCACCAGGGCUCCCACCAGGGUUCCCACCAGGGUUCGCACCAGGGUUCGCACCAGGGUUCGCACCAGGGUUCCCUCCAGAGCUCCCAACAGGGCUCCCACCAGGGAUCUCACCAGGGCUCCCACCAGAGCUCUCACCAGGGCUCCCACCAAGGAUCCCACCCCGCACUCCCCCCUCCCAUGUCCAUGGGCCACAGCCACAGCAAUGGCUACUCCCCCAUGCCCCCCUCCAACAUGAAGAUGGAGACUGGCCUCCCUCUUACGAGCAACGGCAACAACUCUUCGGGAGGGCCCGGCCCGGCCCCCAUGCCAACCGGAAUGCCGUCGGUCUUCGACCCUCCCAGUCCGGACAUCAAGCGAGAGGACAUGUCUCAUGGAGCCCCUCACAAAAAUAUUAACGACAAUUCCUUGAAUCACAACUCAUUACCUUACAUGGAACGAACAAUUACACCACCUGAUAUGAACAACUCUAAACCUCCAGCAGUAGCCAACUUUGCUUCAGCCUUCAAAAGUAAAGACCUUAAAAAUGCCAGUUCUUGGUCUUCUCUAGCACAAUCAUCAUCUCCUCAAAAUGCUAUGUUGGCUGCAAACCGAUCUGCCGACGUAUUUCAGGCUUUCAAGAAACAGGCAAAACAAAAUUCGGACAGGCAAAGGGCCAUCCAAGAGCAGCAAGAGAUCCGUAGACAACAAAAAGAGCUGGCUGAGAAGGAACGUAUUCGUCAGGAAAAUGAACGCAGACGAGGGAAGGAAGAGGAGGAGGCUCUUGAGAAAGCUAGAAAAAGCACUGCGGAGCAUAUUCUCAGUCAGUCAACAGCUGUUGCCAGUGCUGCACCAUCCAUUAAUAAUCCACUUCAGUCUCAUACUCCGCCUACCAGAGUUGAGGAGGUGAAAAUGGUGAAUGACUCCUCAAUGAGCCUGUCCCCUGGCAAUUCCUACAACAUGGAUAAUGCUGUAGCAGAAAGAGAGAGACAACGGAAAAGGGAGCAGGAGAGGAGAAGGAGGGAAGCGAUGGCUGGGCAGAUCGAUAUGAACAAGCAGAGUGAACUGAUGGCUGCUUUUGAAGAAUCCCUUUAAUAAAGACUGCAAAUAGGAAAAAAAAUGAAUGAAAAAGGUGGAGUGUGAAGUGAUGUGAUUUCAUGAAUGUGAUGUGAUGUUGUGGUGAUAUGUAACUCUUGAUCACAAACACAGUUUUUAUUAUUAUCUAAUGCAUUGGAGUAAUCAACAAUUCCACUCAUAGAUAUACCUCAUAUCUAUGCGACAGUGAAGUGAAGUGUUGUUUACAGUGGUAUCAAGAGUCUUUUUUUUUUUUUCCCUAGAUAUUAGACUGUGUGCACUAGUACAAUGAAAAUCUUGUUAUUCUAGGAUUUAAUCACAAAAGUAAACUUAAUGUGAAAAGUUUAUAAGAACUGACAUUACUGGAUGGAUCUAGUUACUCCCAAUUGGGAAUUGUUUGUAUCAUUGUAAUCUAUAUUUUGUAAAUAGUCACCAUUUGAAUUGUAAGUUAUUGUAGUAAAUCAAUCAAUCCUUCCUGCUGCUCUCCAUCAAUUUGUGUACAGCCUAAUCCUCACUGUUAAUAAAAAGCAGUAAUAAUUCUUUUUGUCAAAGGCUCUAAAUUGAGGUUCAUCCCCUUUUAUAUAAUAAAAAUGAAAAAUUUUAAAAAUAUUUUUAUUGUUUAUGUUAGGGUAUUAUGUAGUAGCUCACAUUUCAUUGGAUAAGCAAUAUUUGAUAGCAUGUGACGUUAACUGUAAGCGUGGACAUAUUCUCAUUUAAGCUAAUCAGAUAGACAUGUUAGCUUAAAUGGGGAUUUGCAUCACCAUAAUGCAGUCUUGUUCUCUCUGACGCAAGGAAAUAAUGAAAUAUUUAAACAAGAUCAUGUACACAUUUACAUUAAAUGUUUUUAUUUCCAUUUCUAGUUACAUUCAUUUGCAUGUAAUAAUAAACAUAUGUUUAUAACUAGGUAUGUUCUAUAAUAUUAGAAAAUGUGUCUGAUAAGUGUUGUUUGGUGAGUAUUUCAUGUUAGUUAUUGAGAUUUUGAGUGAAGGUAAAAAUAUACAUCUCUAUGAAAAAAUAACAAUUUUUAAAUAAAAAAACGUAGUGACAAAAUCAAUUAAAAAUGUUAAAUAUAUGCUACAAGUAUAUGUUACUCAGCAUCUAUUUACCUGAGCUUAAUCCAGGAAAUGUAAAAUAAUUGUUUUUACAAAAUUCUGUUAAAGUGCACAUUUUCACUUUAAAACAUUUAAAUCAAGUACUUUGUGCAGUGUUCUUAUGGUUACAUUAAUCAUUUGACGAGGCUCUGCGAUAUUUUACUCAUCAACUUUCCAUUGCCUCUUUACCUCUCAUGCUUUAGCGCAGGACUGACUUUUUGUAAAGAGAGAGAGAGGCGGGCUUCCUUGCUGCAUUGGAGAUGACAGGCUCGCCCCAUGGUGUACCUAUGGUUUUGAGUGACAUGCUGAAGUAUUGGUACCAAUUUGUAUGAUGUGUUUCUUGAGUCAUUUAUGUUAAGAAAGCUUUGGUUUCUGCUUUAUAUCCUGUCCUAUAAAUUAUCUGAAAUUAAGUACAAGGUAGAAGUGUUGGAUAUUGAAGUUGAAUCUUAGUUAUUAUGAUGUUGGGUUGACUCAAAGAUUGCACACUUUUAUGUUCUCAAUCAAAAUUAAUUUAGUUGUUAGAUGAGAUGUGUAGGCUGCCUCAAAUUGAGAAAUCAACCACAUACAAUGCAAGGCAGGUCUAGGAUCUCUUUAUUACUAUUUGGAACCGCAUUGCUAUUUAUUUGGUUGAUACAGUUGACGGGAGAUUGUGGCUUUGAUCAUACUUGUUGGUUUCGCUGUCACAGCAACUGUGUAUUUCUUGUUUUAUUGUUUGUAUAGAAAACAUUGUACAAUUUUUCUUUGUUUUAUAGAAAGAAAUGGUAAAUCUAGUUUUGUAUUGUACUUGUUUGUUUUUGUAUGAACGUUUUAUGUUCGCGCAUCAUGUGCUUAUUGGGCAGACUACUGCGUGCUGGAGUAAAUCACUUGGAAUAAUUAUUAUGUGCUGCUUGUUAUCUUUUCAUUUCAGUUUGAGGUACAUUUUUUUUAAAAAAAGAAAAAGAAAUUGCUCUUUCUGAAGAAAAAAGUAAGCCCCAAUACCAUUCUUAAAGAACCAUUUAUUAAACAAUUUACUUGAUAAACCUGA